AUGGAAUAUACGUCAACCUCGAUCCGAGCGUCACACACAAUGGAUUUACUUGGCUAUAGUCGUGAAAUGAUUAAAAUUCGGCAAAAAUAUUGCGCUUAUUUUUCAGAGACUGUUGACACGCCUUAUGGAAAAUCAACGGAGUUUUAUGCCGGAAGUAAGGCCGAAGGAUUAACUGCACCAUUUGAGAAUGAUAUCGAUUCGGUUAGAGUUCCUUCACAUAUCAUUUGUACAACUGAACCUAGAAAACAUCAACACUUAUUAAUACUUCUUUUGGACCAAUAUGCUACUGCGCCUGGUUACACGCGGCUUGUUCACCACAAUCUACGGCCUGAACUUUACGAACAAAAUAAAGAAGUUAUGGUGAAUAUAUUAGGGAAGCAUUAUCUGUCGAGUACAGCGGUAAAGGAAGCAUGGAAGAAAGCAAAUGCAGGCUAUGAGGAUAUUGGGAUAGACGGUUCUGUUACACAUCAUGCUUACACGGGAAAUCACCAAGGUCCGUCAUUAACUAGUAAUUUCAGACUGAUCAAUAUGAAUCUUGACAUUGUGAAUGCAUUCACAUGUGACUGUCCGGAAUUAUUGGAACCAUGGAUAAAUCGAAGCCGUAAGCACAACUGGCCACCACCCAAUGUUGUUAAAGAGAUCUCUUUAAUGGAAGGUCACGUGGUUGCUAUAGGCAACAAGAGCAGCGGUAAUGAGUUUCUGGAAUGGAGAAUUUGUUUUACUAAAGCUGAAAUAAAGCUGAUACAAAGUUUGAAUGAUUGUCAAACAAAGUUAUUGAUUCUCUUGAAGAUGAUUGCAAAACAAGAACUGAAGCCGCUUUGUCGUGAAAUGACGUCAUACGUCAUGAAAAACGUAGUACUUUGGUUAUCGGAAAUGUAUCCAAGCAAUGUUUUUGUCAAUGAAAAUUUGAUUUCCUUACUGAAAAUGGCUCUACAAUUUGUAAAGAUAUGCCUCAUAAAUAAUGCUCUUCCAAGCUUUAUGAUUGAAGAAAGAAAUCUUUUCGCAGAUCGAGUACGACGGGAAGAAAAGUUGGCGGUCUGUGUAAAAAUUGACGAGCUUCAGAUAGAGGGACCGGACAUUAUUCUCCGAUGCAAAAGGGUAGCAGAAGGUAUGGACAAGAUCAAUACUUGUCCAGAUGAUUUUUAUCGAUAUUCUUCGAAACGCCACAUGCUGGAAAUAUCUCAUUUAGAGGGUAUCGUGUAUGACAUUGAAGCCGAAAAAAACCAUCAACAAUAUGCCAUUCGGCCUGAAAGUGUGCUUAGACUUCUUAAACUAACAGAUAACAACCCGAUGGCAUUUUUUUCUAUUUUGUCAUGA
This is a messenger RNA of Ruditapes philippinarum (Manila clam), 1317 nucleotides long. RefSeq lists its product as uncharacterized. The coding region runs from base 1 to 1317 and encodes 438 amino acids. NCBI's taxonomy places the organism in Eukaryota, Metazoa, Mollusca, Bivalvia, Venerida, Veneridae. The transcript has a single exon. The record is from RefSeq and is a predicted model, not a curated record.